UAAAAACGUCAGAUUCCUUUUGUACGUUUUUGGGAAAAAUAGAAAGGAACGCUUGGCAACACUGAUUUGUAACUCUUUCCGAUUUCAAGAUGCCGCCCAAGAAGGACACGAAAUCUUCGGCAAAACAGCCGCAAAAAACUCAGAAAAAGAAGGAAGGAUCAGGAGGUGGCAAGGCCAAGAAGAAGAAGUGGUCCAAAGGAAAAGUCCGUGACAAGUUGAACAACCAGGUGUUAUUUGACAAGCCCACAUAUGAGAAGCUUUACAAGGAAGUCCCACAGUACAAGCUCAUCACCCCCGCAGUUGUCUCUGAAAGGUUAAAGGUCCGAGGAUCCCUUGCCAGGAGAGCACUCAUUGAACUUAGAGAAAAAGGAUUAAUCAAGCAGGUAGUUCAACACCAUGGGCAGGUGAUUUACACCAGAGCAACUAAGGGUGACGACCCUGUGGCUUAAGUUAUGUAUAGGUUAUAAAAUAAACAAAAAAAAAUCUGCAAA
Messenger RNA from Pieris rapae (cabbage white), 491 nucleotides. It is a transcript of the gene RpS25, whose product is annotated as 40S ribosomal protein S25. The record is from RefSeq and is a predicted model, not a curated record. Bases 90 to 449 code for a protein of 119 amino acids. Gene Ontology annotation, cellular component: cytosolic small ribosomal subunit. Gene Ontology annotation, molecular function: structural constituent of ribosome. The transcript is spliced from 4 exons. NCBI's taxonomy places the organism in Eukaryota, Metazoa, Arthropoda, Insecta, Lepidoptera, Pieridae.